Molecule: messenger RNA, 1991 nt
Organism: Clarias gariepinus (North African catfish)
Lineage: Eukaryota; Metazoa; Chordata; Actinopteri; Siluriformes; Clariidae
Gene: dpysl5a
Product: dihydropyrimidinase like 5a
Exons: 13
Coding region: 145-1839 (564 amino acids)
Cellular component (GO): cytoplasm; cytosol
Molecular function (GO): hydrolase activity, acting on carbon-nitrogen (but not peptide) bonds, in cyclic amides
Source: RefSeq, a predicted model, not a curated record
CCAAGCUGGAGCGGACGGAGCAUCUGCCUGCGUCUGCCUGCGGGUGUCAGUCAGCGUUAUCGUCACACACCACUGAAACACUGCUCCUGGGAAUAUAACAAAGGAGUAUAAUCCUACAGCGGUUGGUCUCUGAAAGGUGGAAUCAUGUCUGCUGGUCCGGCGACGUUGCGCAUCCUCAUAAAGGGAGGCAAGGUGGUGAAUGAUGACUUCACGCAGGAAGCGGAUGUGUACAUCGAGAACGGCAUCAUUCAGCAGGUGGGCAAAGAGCUGAUGAUCCCAGGCGGUGCCAAGGUUAUAGACGCCACUGGAAAGCUGGUGCUUCCCGGGGGCAUCGACACCAGCGUUCACCUGCAGGAGAGCUUUAUGAACGCCACCACAGCAGAUGACUUCUACAGUGGCACUAAGGCUGCUCUGGCUGGAGGCACGACAAUGGUGUUGGGUUAUGUGCUGCCCGAGAAGAAUGAAUCCUUGCUGGACGCCUAUGAGAAAUGUCGGGCUCACGCUGAUGCCAAGACCUGCUGUGACUACGCUCUUCAUGUUGCUGUUACCUGGUGGAGUCCCAAGGUGAGGGCUCAGAUGGAGACCCUGGUAAGAGAAAAAGGAGUGAACUCCUUCCAUAUGUACAUGGCGUACAAGGAUUUGUACAUGCUGAGAGACAGCGAGCUGUUCCAGGCCCUGCAGCACUGUAAGGACAUUGGUGCCAUAGCCCGUGUACACGCUGAGAACGGGGAGCUGGUGGCUGAGGGUGCCAAAGAAGCGUUGGAUCUGGGCAUCAGUGGACCAGAAGGCAUUGAGAUCAGCAGGCCUGAAGAGCUGGAGGCAGAGGCUGUGCACCGAGCGAUUACCAUCGCCAACAGAGCUCACUGUCCUAUAUACCUGGUUAAUGUAGCCAGCAUGUCAGCAGGAGAUGUUUUGGCCUCUGGGAAGAUGCACGGUAAAGUGGUGCACGGGGAGACCACCACUGCCCACACUGUCAUAAACGGGCUGCAAUACUACCACCAGGACUGGGUUCAUGCUGCUGCCUAUGUCACGGUGCCUCCCUUGAGGCUGGACCCCAACACGCCCAACUUCUUGCUCAGCCUGCUGGGAAGCGACACGCUGAAUGUGGUGGCGUCGGACCACCGGCCCUUCAGCACCAAGCAGAAGGCCAUGGGUAAAGACGACUUCACUAAAAUCCCUCAUGGUGUGCCUGGUGUGCAGGACCGCAUGAGUGUCAUCUGGGAGAAAGGAGUGGUUGGAGGAAAGAUGGAUGAAAAUCGGUUUGUUGCUGUUACAAGCUCUAACGCUGCAAAGAUCUACAACCUGUAUCCCCGGAAAGGCAGGAUCAUCCCAGGAGCCGAUGCUGAUGUGGUGGUCUGGGACCCUGAUGCAACCAGAACCAUUUCUGUGACCACGCAAUGGCAGGGAGGAGACUUGAAUCUGUAUGAAGGUCUGCGAUGUCACGGUGUGCCGCUGGUCACCAUCAGCCGUGGCCGCGUUGUCUUCGAAAACGGCAUCUUCACCUGUGCUGAGGGUUCCGGGAAAUUCUACCCGCUCCGAACCUUCCCAGAUUUUCUUUACAAAAAGAUGGUGCAGAGGGACAAGUGCCAGGUUCUAAAGGGAGUGGACCGUGCUCCCUACACAGGCGAGGUUGCUGCAGUGCAGAACGCAGUGAAGAAGGAGGCAGCCCCUUCAUCUGGGGACAUGACCCCGCGACCCUGCACUCGUCACGGAGGAAUGAGAGACCUGCACGAGUCCAGCUUCAGCUUAUCUGGUGUCCAGAUUGAUGAUGACCUUCCAAAGAGAUCUUCCCAAAGGAUUUUGGCUCCUCCUGGUGGUAGAUCCAGUGGCAUAUGGUAACGUCAGCUGCUGCUAUUUUCGGAGCCACCGAAUAACUAAACGCGGAAACUAAACACCUAAUGUUAUCUGAUGAUUUCACAUCGACCAAAUUUUAUUUAACCCUUGUCACUUUGCUACUAGCAUAAUUAAAUGUCCGUGUUAACAAUUUCAGG